AUGGUAAAGCCCCUCACAUUCAAAGGCGACAAGCCUAAAAAACGCAAAACCCGCACCGAAGACACCGACGGCACAAGCACAAAAACCCGCAAAACCACCGCAGACCACGACAAUGAAGACGAAAACCCACCCGACGACACAAGCUGGGUCUCAGCCGACGCGCCGACCGAUCUGGGCGGUCCAAUCGUGCUAGUCCUACCAUCUGAUAAACCCACUUGCGUGGCCAGUGACCCGAACGGUGUGGUUUUCGCAAGUGAGCUGGAGAAUCUAGUCGAGGGGGAUGCCGCGACAGCGGAGCCGCAUGAUGUCAGGCAGGUUUGGGUUGUCACGAAGGUUGCAGGCACGGAUGGGUUUAGUUUUAAGGGGCAUCAUGGAAAGUAUGUCUUCCUUCGAGCUGGAUUGUUGUUCGUCACUAAUGUGUUCAGGUACCUCGGCUGCGAUAAUCAUGGUCUCUUCACGGCAACCGCGUCGGCGGUUGGACACUACGAAUCCUUCAUCGUGAUACCGUCCCCCGAUAUCCCUGGGACAUUCUAUCUCCAGACUCGCGGCGGUGACGCGGAGACAUUUCUCACUGUGAAAGAGAAUGCCAAAGCGUCUGCUGGUGUGGAGAUCCGUGGUGAUGCAGAGAAUAUCUCGUUUGAUACUGGUGUGCAUAUACGUAUGCAAGCCAGGUUCAAGCCGCGACUUCGGGCGUCGAAGGAGUCGAAGGCUUAUGAGAAGAUUAGUCAGAAAGAGCUGGAGGGAAUUGUGGGGAGGAAGUUGGAGGCGGAGGAGGUUAAGAGGUUGAGGAGGGCGAGGAGGGAGGGUGAUUUCCAUGAGGUUAUGUUAGAUGUUAAGGUUAAGGGGAAGCAUGAUAAGUUUGCUUGA
Penicillium longicatenatum is the source of this 867-nucleotide messenger RNA. RefSeq lists its product as uncharacterized. Bases 1 to 867 code for a protein of 288 amino acids. The transcript has a single exon. Gene Ontology annotation, cellular component: nucleolus; striated muscle dense body; catalytic step 2 spliceosome. Gene Ontology annotation, molecular function: actin filament binding. NCBI's taxonomy places the organism in Eukaryota, Fungi, Ascomycota, Eurotiomycetes, Eurotiales, Aspergillaceae. The record is from RefSeq and is a predicted model, not a curated record.